Messenger RNA from Lates calcarifer (barramundi perch), 3093 nucleotides. It is a transcript of the gene plg, whose product is annotated as plasminogen. The transcript is spliced from 19 exons. The record is from RefSeq and is a predicted model, not a curated record. NCBI's taxonomy places the organism in Eukaryota, Metazoa, Chordata, Actinopteri, Centropomidae. Gene Ontology annotation, biological process: proteolysis. Gene Ontology annotation, molecular function: signaling receptor binding; serine-type endopeptidase activity. The coding region runs from base 116 to 2527 and encodes 803 amino acids. Gene Ontology annotation, cellular component: extrinsic component of plasma membrane.
UAAUGAUUGAGCUGUCCUAUUUGUCUUCCCAGUGCACCCAAAGGAGCCCAAUAAUAUAACAGGAGGUACCUCAGUGACUUAGCUGACUAUGAGCUGCUAGUAUAGGGGCCUCAACAUGGACCUGUACAAAGCAGCUUUCCUCCUGGGGGCCCUGAUCUGCACUGUGAGUGGCACAGAUGAUGUGGACGGCUACGCCAAAACUGAGGGGGCGUGGAUCCUCUCGCUGCACAAGCGACAAUAUUCAACGAACACGGUGGCCGAAUGUGCCAUCAAAUGUAACACUGAAAGUACCUUCACAUGCAAGUCAUUCAUGUAUAUUGAAAAAGAUCAGGAGUGUUGGGUGGCAGAAGCAAACUCUAAAACAGAGCCAAUCCUGCGCAGAACCAGUGUAGCUUUUUAUGAAAAAAAAGAAUACCUCUUGGAGUGUGUGAAUGGAACGGGAACAAGUUACAGAGGAACAAAAUCCAAAACAAAAUCAGGAAAGACCUGUCAGAGAUGGGAUGCAAAAUACCCACACAGGCCAAAUAUAACACCACUGACCAACCCCCGAGCAGAUCUGGACUCUAACUUCUGCAGAAACCCUGAUGGAGACAGUGGGGGACCCUGGUGUUACACCACCGACCCCAACACCCGCUGGGAGCACUGUAACGUACCCAGCUGCACUGUGGAGUGUAUACACUGCAGUGGUGAAAACUACAGAGGAAAAAUCUCCACCACUGAAAACGGCUUCACCUGCCAACGCUGGGACUCCCAGGAACCUCACAACCACGGCUACAUCCCCACAGCUCUCCCAGAGAAGUAUCUUGAGGAGAACUACUGCAGAAACCCUGAUGGAGACCCUCGACCUUGGUGCUUCACCACCAGCAAAACCAAACGAUGGGACUUCUGCUCCAUUCCUCGAUGCACCUCUGAGCCUCCCACCAUCGUCCCAGAGCUGACCUGUGCCAGUGGUGAAGGCGGAUCGUACCGAGGCACGAUUUCUGUGACAGAGUCGGGCAAAACCUGCCAGGUCUGGUCGGCUCAGACGCCACACAAACACAACCGCACCCCGGUCAACUACCCCUGCAAAGGCCUAGAUAGCAACUACUGUCGUAACCCCGACAAUGAGAGGAAGCCCUGGUGCUACACCACUGACUCUGCAACUCGCUGGGAGUACUGCAACGUGCCGAGCUGUGGGGACGCACCCAGACCAGAUGACCCAGUGAUCCCACCUGAGGAGGAUGACUGUUACGAGGGGAAUGGGGCGAGUUACCGUGGCAUAACAUCGGAGACGAUCAGUGGAAAGAAAUGUCAAAUCUGGACCUCCAUGACUCCUCACAGGCAUUCAAAAACUCCUCAGAACUUCCCUAAUGCGGACCUCAGGAGGAAUCUGUGCAGGAACCCCGACGGAGACCGAGCUCCCUGGUGUUACACCACAGACCCACAGGUCCGCUGGGAGUACUGCAACUUGGAGAAAUGCUCCUCCAGUGCUCCAGAAUCUACCAACCCCCCUCCACCCUCGGCCCCUUCCACCCCCACCCAGACCCCACCAGAGAGGGACUGUAAGAUUGGAAAUGGACUUUCAUACCGGGGUCCGACUUCCAUCACUGUUUUGGGUGUGACCUGCCAGGCCUGGAGUGCUCAGAGUCCUCACCAACACAACAGCUUCACCCCACAAUCUCACCCUGACAAGGGCCUGGAGGGCAAUAGUUGCAGAAACCCAGAUAAUGAUGUUAAUGGACCGUGGUGCUACACUACUGACAGCAGCAAGAAAUGGGACUACUGUCAGAUCCCUGACUGUGCUGGACUGGAUUGUGGGACACCUGUUAACAAACCGAAGCGUUGUUUUGGACGUAUCGUUGGAGGCUGCCUGUCUAAACCUCACUCGUGGCCUUGGCAAAUCAGCCUCCGGACCACUGGGGAAGUCCAUUUCUGUGGAGGAACUCUGAUUCAUCCUCAGUGGGUCCUCACUGCUGCUCACUGUCUGGAGAGGUCCAAGAGGCCUUCGGCCUACCUGGUUUUCCUGGGUACCCACACAGAGAGAGCCAACGAGUCGUCAAAACAGCGGAGGAGGCUGGAGAAACUGGUGUUGGGACCCAACGGAGCUGACAUUGCUCUGCUCAAACUGGAGACCCCUGCACUAAUAAAUGACAAAGUCCUGCCAGUGUGUCUGCCAGAGAAGGACUAUAUUGUUCCUAGUGGAACUGAGUGUUACGUUACCGGAUGGGGUGAAACUCAAGGUACGGGAGGUGAUGGCACCCUGAAGGAAGCCGGUUUCCCUGUGAUUGAGAACAAGAUCUGUAACCGUCCAUCCUAUCUGAACGGCAGAGUCAAAGAUCACGAGAUGUGCGCCGGAAACAUCGAGGGAGGAACAGACAGCUGCCAGGGUGACAGCGGCGGUCCUCUGGUGUGUAAUGCUCAGAACAGGUUUGUCCUGCAGGGCGUCACAUCCUGGGGUUUGGGAUGUGCCAAUGCCAUGAAACCUGGCGUCUACGCUCGAGUCUCUAAGUUUAUUGACUGGAUUGACAGAACCAUCAAAGCCAAUUAAAAACUAUCUGACGGCUUCAAACGUGACACAGGAAGUGGUUUGUUUUGCUUUUUGAGGGUAUUUUUGACAUGUGUGCUGCUCUGCUCCUGAUGUGACUAACUAUGUUUGUUGUCUGGGUAUUAUCUGAUGUUACCAGUGUUUAAUAAGAACACAACAAGCAGAGCAUGUUCCUGGUUUUAGGGAUGUAAAGGUGCGUUUUCUGUAGGAGCUGAAAAAUAAAACUUGAUACAAAGGAAAUAAGGACGUCAUGCUUUAUAGAAAAUGUAUAAAAAACCUACUUCAAUUGUUUUGUUUUCAGCAGAUGUCAACAUAUUGUUUCACAGGUAAAACCCAGGUACGCACAUGAAUCCACACGACGACAGUCACACACUUGUUGUUUCCUUGUUGCUUGUCACGUCUGAUUUUAAAAGUUUCGACAUCUGUUGGGUCUCCAGUGGAUUCUCCUUUUUCCUGGGAGCAAAAACAAACAUAUUCUGUUAAUAGCAUAUAGAAUACUCCUCCUGAAUUAAUUCCUACAGAUUUCAUUACUGAUUAAAAUUUGAGUCAAUAAAUCAUUAAAAAUGUCU